CAAGGACCCCAAGCUCGGCUUUUACACUAUCGAACUCCGAAUCUUAUGAUUUAGGAAGUUUAGACGAACAAUUUUCGUGCUGCUUCGGAUUACGUGGAGAGAAUGCAUGGCACUUUGAAGAAAAUUGACAAGAGAUGAAGCGCUUGAAAAUAGCGUAUAACCAUGAUGAAGCUUCUGCUUCUCCAUUCUAGCGAAAAAUGUUCACGCUGUCCGCAACCACAACCCGUGCGAAAAUGAAGAUUGACUUUCCUUUGCAUAAGCGUUACGAACAACGAGAGCAACUUUCUGCACUCGCCAUCGAUUCCGCGCAUGAAGCAGGCCGACUUUUCGUCGGGCGAUGGAAGCCGGGAGCUGUUGUCCAGCGCGAUUUUCAGGGAAUUCACAACCGACACCGACAACGUAUGGCGUUCUCAAACGUUACAUUCUCAACUGUUACAUGAUUUGUCAUGCAAAAUGACCAUGACCCGCGCGCCAGACGAUCAAGCUGCUGCGCAUGACAAAUUCUCGGAGGUCUAAACAGCACUAUAAUCCGCACGAAACCUGUAAUGCAAGACGCGCAAGGUUCUCCCUCUCACCUGUGCUAGUCUUGCAUUACAAAUUCAUGUGGUUUCGGUUUUUUGCGUUUGUGGUUUCGGUCGGUUUAGCAUUACAAAUUCAUGUAACAGUUGAGAAUGUAACAGUUGAGAACGCCAUACAACGAGGAGGACAACGUGGAGCAAGUAGUUUUCUCGAACGACCAAGAAAGACUGGAUGCUCGGCGUAGUUGUUUCAGCGUUACCAGCUGUAGUACCUGCCGCGAAAACAAGUGUCAGAACGAGAAAAAAGAUACAGAUUCUGCACCGAAACAGAGAGUGCCCGCAUUUGCUCCGGAGGAGGACCUCAUAUGAAAGUAAGAAGAGGGUUGAUGCACCGCUCAUUUCAUGAUCAUACUCGCUGCAUUGGCAUCAGCAAUCAUCCUCACAGCAUCCAAGAAAAAGAAAUCUCAUGUAUUUCUUCGCAACUAAAAGC
Molecule: messenger RNA, 1008 nt
Organism: Amoebophrya sp. A120
Lineage: Eukaryota; Dinophyceae; Syndiniales; Amoebophryaceae
Source: the annotation of a GenBank genome assembly